Zophobas morio is the source of this 686-nucleotide messenger RNA. RefSeq lists its product as uncharacterized. Gene Ontology annotation, biological process: protein ubiquitination. The transcript is spliced from 9 exons. Lineage: Eukaryota; Metazoa; Arthropoda; Insecta; Coleoptera; Tenebrionidae. The record is from RefSeq and is a predicted model, not a curated record. Gene Ontology annotation, molecular function: ubiquitin protein ligase activity. Bases 147 to 686 code for a protein of 179 amino acids.
CUGAAAACAGUGUGAUUCAGACUAAGACAUCCAAAGUGAAUUAUCAGUCUGAGUUACGGAAAAGUAUCACUUGUCAACCGGGAAUUCGAAAGGAAUACACUAUACUUUUAGAUAAUUUUGAUAUUGAUAUAAUUUAUAAAAAAAUUAUGAAGCUCAACGAAGGUGAUGAACGUCGAGACUUCAUUCUUCUUCUUGAAAAUGAAGAAGAGCCAAUUUCACUAGUCUCCUAUUUUUCCUUGGAAGAAUCGAUUUCAGCUGAGAAUUAUGUUUUAAAUAUGAGAAAACAGAUAAUUUAUGUUGGCCCAGUAGGUUACAUGCUCCAAGAAAUUUACGGAACUACUAAAUUGUAUGAUUCCGCAUUAAUGUAUGGAAGUGAGGAGCCUUUGUAUAGUUCUGAUGAUUUCGAGAAAGAAAUUAGCUGCGCUGUUUGUCUUUCCGCUCCGAAGACUACAGUAAUUUUGCCUUGCAGACAUUUUUGUUUGUGCCGUAGUUGCGCAGUUGUGCUUCAAUCUCAAACAAAGAAUUGUGCCAUUUGCCGAAAACCGUUUUCAAGUCUCAUGGAAAUCUCUGUGACUUCUGAAACUAUACAAGACUUAGUAGUGGAAAUAAAAGGACUUAAAUAUCUUCGUCUGAGUUUAGCUUCACGCAAUACUUCUGUUUUAAAUUCUGAGAAUGAAGUCUUAUAA